CAAUCGAAUGUGCACCUCGUCCUAUAAUAGCUCCUACAUCAUAAAAGAUUAUAUCGGUCUCGAUUUCACCUUUUCAUUUCGAUUGUUGUAUAAUUGCUUUGCAAAUCAUUUUCACGAGUCAUCCCAAUCGCUCAAGCAUUGACAUCGCACUGAAAUCAAUACCCAAAUUGAUACGCCAGUUAUCUUUCUCAGUCGAAUGUGCACCUCGUCCUAUAAUAGCUCCUACAUCAUAACGAGAGAUCAGGUCUCAAUUUUACCUUUUCAUUUUGAUUGUUGUAUAAUUGCUUUGCAAAUCAUUUUCACGAGUCAUCCCGAUCGGUCAAACAUUGAAAUCGCACUGAAAUCAAUACCCAAAUUGAUACGCCAGUUAUCUUUCUCAAUCGAAUGUGCACCUCCUACAUCAUAACGAGAAAUUAGGUUUCGAUUUCACCUUUUUAUUUCGAUUGUUGUAUAAUUGCUUUGCAAAUCAUUUUCACGAGUCACCCUGAUCGCUCAAGCUAAACUUUUAUCAAGGAAAACGCCUGAUCGAAAUUUGGUAUUCGAGAUCCUAUAAGGGCAGCCGAUUGAAACAUAAUCAAGAAAAUGGAACGCUGCGUGAAGACAGAGGAAGAUAACGGGCUAGAAAAUGUCUUCUCACUUUUUGCCAAUGAAUCAACCGGAGAGAUAGGAGUUGAUGACGUCAACAGAGCAUUGAGGUCAUGUGGAUUCUUACCAACAGAAGAAGAAAUCAUAAACAUGAUUCAUGAAGUUACGGGAAAUAAAGAGAAAACUUCCCUGACCUACUCAGACUUUUUAUCACUGAUGAAGGAGGAAGAUUCCGAGCCCGACCUGAAAGACAUGUUCAAGGUUUUCGACAAGCACAACAGGGGAGCCAUCAGUAGUGCAUCGGAUCUACAGGAGGUCUUGGUCGAUUUCGGAAUCAAAGCGAACGACCGCGACGUCGACGAGAUGAUCGAAGAGGUCGAUGAAGAUCUGAACGGACACAUCACGCAUUCAGAAUUCGAGAGAAUCGUGACAUCCCCGUGAAUCCUUCUUUACAUUUGACAAGUGAACUUGAUAUUGGACGGAAUAUUAAAACAACUAAUUACCAAAAUUACAUAAGAAAACUUGCGCUUUUUCACAAUUAUGAAAUUUUUCCCGUUUCUGUAUGGGUUCACUUUAAAAACACUGAGUAAAAUUUUACCCAAUAUUAAGUAAAAAGGGAACAUGCAUGUUUGCUCGGUAUUUGUUUUUUGGUUACCCCAUAUUGGGCUAUUUCACCGCAACAUAAAAUUGCGUAAAUUUACAAAACAUCACCCAACAUGCAUGUUCCCAUUUUACCCAAUAUUGGGAAAUCAACCUUUUUGUUUUUUAGUGUUCACUUCGGAGGCUGGAAGCAUCAUCAGAACUUCACCGUAGAUGGCGUAGUUGUUGUUGCAGGGCGACAGGUAAAACUUCAUGAUUGUGAAAAAGAGAUUUUUUUUCUUUAAAUAGAAUUAAAGGAGAAUGAAACCCUUGAAACCAGCUGAAUCCAUAUCAAAGAGAAAAAUCAAAGAAACAUAUUGUUGAAAGUUUGAGGAAGAUUGGAUGAAUAAUAAGAAAGUUAUGAGCAUUUGAAUAUUGAGAUCACUAAUGCCAUGUAGAUCCUCCCAUUGGCAAUGCGACCAAGAUCUGUGAUGUCACACACGUACAACUUCCUCACUACUUUAGUACUUAUUUCACUUAUAUUCUCACUUUUAUAGAGUCUAUCACAAGUUGAGGUGUUCUCUUUUAAUAUGAGAGGACAAGUACAGAGGUUUCACAACAUUAUAUCAUUGAUGAAUCGUUUGUCAUAUGAUUAGAAUGAGCAAAAAGAGAUGUUUUGGGGUAUAUUUUCAGUGUCCAAAAGGGGAGAGUUGUUCAUCUGUGACAUCAUAGAUCUUGGUCGCAUUGCCAAUGGGAGGAUCUCCAUAGCAUUAGUGAUCUCGACAUUCAAAUGCUCAUAACUCUUCUAUUGCUAGUCCUAUUUUACUCAAACUGUUGUUGAUCUUAUUCUUUGAUUUUUCUGCUUUCACAAAAGCUAACUUGCUCCAAGAGUUUCAUUCUCCUUUAAAUAAAAUUAAUGUCACCGCACCAAUCUGCUCAACUUUUUUUUUUUUUUUUUGGAAAAUUAUUUAAUAACAGAGUUAAACAAUAUAAUUUCAAAUUGCUGCAUCGGAUUUUGCCGUAUAAAGAGAAUUUAGUUCGAUGGAAUAUCACAUCAGACAUGACUUGUAACCAUUGUAAACAAAUUGAAACUCUAGAUCAUGUUUUGUUGCAUUGUCCACAUGUGAAUUUAUUUUGGCAAAAACUACGGUAUUUCAUUAAGAUCCAGUUUAAUGUGAAUAUUCAGAUUAAUGAGAAAACAUUAUUGAUUGGCCACGAUGUUGAAAAUGAAAACAUGGCUUUUCUUAAUGUAAUUUUGGUUUUCGCACAAUAUACGAUUUAUAGAGUCUAUAUGUUGGCUCAGUUCACUUCAAAAAAAUUCAGCUAUUUUUCUAUGUUGUCAGAUUUCAAGAGAGAAUUAGUCAUUAAUUUAAGAUUUCUUGAAAAGAGUAAUAAGAUAAAACUAACAGAAAAACAGUACAACGAAAUCAAAAGCCUGUGAAAUGUGAAACUAAUUGUAUAUAUUGUUUGUGUUUGUUUAUUGAUUUCAAUGUAAAAGAGUAACAUGAUAAAAAUAUCAGAAAAACAGUAUAUUGAAAUCAAAAGGUUGUGAAAUAUGAAACUAAUUGUAUAUAUUGUAUGUGUUUGAUUAUUGAUUUUAAUGUAAUAAAUACCUCUGAUGAGGACAAAAAAAAAAAAAAAAUCUGCUCAACUUUUUCAUAAAACUAUUUACCAAAAUAUCACAUGCAGAGCCAUAAUCAAGGGCAAAUCAUAAAUUCAAAUAAGUGGUUAUAAUAAUACUGUGUAUAAUUCAGACUAAAGACGAGAACAUAACCACGGGUCGUGUGGUCCAGUGGUUAGAGCAUUGGACUCAUAAUUGCAAGGUUGUGAGUUCGAAUCCCGACUCUGCCAUUGUCUCCACUUUGAUAAAAAGGCCCAAGAGUGAUAUCUGUCGUCUAUUACGUCAGCCACUAUGACUGAUUAACCUAGACGUAAAAUGUUUCCAAGGUAAUUGGUUGUAUACCAGCUUGGCGUUUACCAGCAAAAAAUGCUGUCCUGCCGAGUUCCUACGGGAGUUACCACAAACAGAAACAGAAACAGAAACACGAUUACAAAUAAUUGUUUUAAUUUACAAUAAUCAAUCAUUUCAUUUUAAAAAAACAUCUGUUCAUGAGCAAUUUUGUUUCCUCUUCAAUAAUGAAGCUCUGCUCAUUAGGUUGAAUAUUUCGAAAGAAACAUUGUCACAGGAAUUUAAAAAAAUGUUACAAUAUAAUGGAACGAGUAAAUAAAUACUGAAUGAUUUUUGAAUUACCAAAAUGCCUAGAAGUCCACCAAAACCAAAUACAAUCACCUUCGAACUUAUUAUUUUUCACCUUAUUAUUAUCAUGUUUUGAUUGAUAAGAUAAGUGGAUAGCAAAUAAUGGAAAUGACUAUUCUCUGUAAUUUCUUCCAGAAUGUUCUUCCUAUUAAACCUCGUUAAUCUCAAUGAU
Lytechinus pictus (painted urchin) is the source of this 3593-nucleotide messenger RNA. RefSeq lists its product as uncharacterized. Gene Ontology annotation, molecular function: calcium ion binding. The coding region runs from base 583 to 1026 and encodes 147 amino acids. The record is from RefSeq and is a predicted model, not a curated record. NCBI's taxonomy places the organism in Eukaryota, Metazoa, Echinodermata, Echinoidea, Temnopleuroida, Toxopneustidae. The transcript is spliced from 6 exons. Gene Ontology annotation, cellular component: myosin II complex.